CGUUAAAAGAUUAUGGAUGCACGCAGUUCUAGUAGAAAGCAUUAGUCAAACACGAAUCUGUGUUCGCUCAGUAGUUGGACUUGCUGGAAUUGUCCAGUAAACGGUGUUGAUAGAUGAAACAGAAAUUCUGUGAUUAUUCCCUGAGUUUUCAGUAGUCAACAGUUUAUUUAAAGUAUAAAAGAAACGUCACUGAAUUCUCUUCUCAUUUGUUUAUCAACAUCUUAACUUAUACAAUUUUUCAAUUGGUAAAUGUCUAAAACUUCAAAAUGGCACUACGGUGUUACGCUACUGUCAUGGAAAGCGUCGGUGUCUGUUUUGUACUUGUCAAUGUUUAUCAAUGAUUUAGCAUAAAUAUAUUUUUUUAUCACCUCGAUUUUUUCAACGUUCAAAUAUGAACGUAAUAAAUGCGAACUGGUUACAUUCCGUAGAGGGAGAAUCGUUGAUGCAUCAUUUUUAUGUGAAUACAUCGAAAAAGAGAAUAUUCUAUGGUAAAGAGUAAUGGCAUCCUGGAAAGACCACCUCUACCGUCGUCGAUAGAAGAGGUUACGUAUAAAAUUUUUAUGGUUGGCAGAUCCGGGGUGGGGAAAACUUCCGUCGUAGCCUGUCUUGCUGGUACACUGGACUCUAAUAAUUACAUUGAAACUAAUGGAAUAAAGAAAACAAACGUAUUUUGGCCAGUUAAAAUAUGGGAUAAAGUUGUAUUAUUUAAAUUACAAUUUUGGGACACUUCAGAGACAAGUAUUAAAAAGUACAAUCAUAUAUUACCUGCAUGUAAAGACAAAGUUGAUGCUAUAUGUUCAGUAUUUUCUUUUGAUGAUGCAACAGGUUUCAAUGAUAUACCGUACUUGAUGAAUACAAUGGCAGCUAUUAAAGAGAAACCAGCAAAUAUAGUGAUAGGAACAAAAUUUAAACCAUGGUCCGGUUCUGCUGUAGAAGAUGCACAGAUAAAAGAAUUUGAAGAUAAAUGGAAAGUUAAAGUUAUCAGAGUCGACACGAACAAACUUUCUGCGAGAUCGGAAAUAUUUGAUUGUUCUUAUCAGUUAAAUGCUAUAUGCAAUAUUCUUUGGAAUAGAGAUAAGGAGUUUAUAUCGAAGCAAAUGGGACAGGGUUAAAUUACGGAUACAGUAUACAAUUGUGAUGAUAGCUAUGAAUGAUUUUUGCAUGAAUUUUAAUACAAAAAUAUGUUUAAUAAU
Osmia lignaria (orchard mason bee) is the source of this 1193-nucleotide messenger RNA. Lineage: Eukaryota; Metazoa; Arthropoda; Insecta; Hymenoptera; Megachilidae. The record is from RefSeq and is a predicted model, not a curated record.